Messenger RNA from Salmo salar (Atlantic salmon), 1965 nucleotides. The record is from RefSeq and is a predicted model, not a curated record. NCBI's taxonomy places the organism in Eukaryota, Metazoa, Chordata, Actinopteri, Salmoniformes, Salmonidae.
UGUUCAGCUUUGAUAUAUAUCAUCAGUACAAUCUCUUUUUUCAAUCAGGUUGUUUCAGGUAAUCUUUUGCCGCAUAGUCUGCCCUAGCUGACGCUGUGCAGAGAAUACUACGAUUGGAAACGGUUGGUUAGACCCGUUCGCACUGCACAAGGUGAUUUGGCGUUUAGAAUGUCUGAAAGCAAGAUGGACCGUAGUGAUGAGAGAAUCAAAAGAGCUUUAAGGCGCCGCCCUUAUGUGUUGAAUCCAGUGAGGGUGAACACCCCUGAUUCUGUGAUGUGGCCAACCGGUAAGGUGCACAGAAGACCAAGGCCUUCUACUUCAGCGCAGACCCCUCAGAUCCACAAAAGGCCUCCAAUCAUUGAGAGCUGUGGGCAGGAACAGACAUCUUGGGAUGGACGGGACAUCAAUCCAGAGCCUCUGAGCCAGUCUGGAAGGGUGACUCGGCUGAUGGAGAGAAAUUAUGAUGGGGUCAUCUCAUCCUCCAACUCUGAUGACAUCUCUAUCUACUCCUUCACUGACUGUGAAUCUGAGUCUGAUGAUGAGGAUCAUGAAAGGAGGACACCACCGCUGAUAGUGAAGGAUGAGGAGGAUGGAAAGGUGACAAAGUUUGAAGUGAGGGAUAUGGUAGAGGACGACAAUCUGUCUCUCCACUCCUUGGAUGAAUCAGACUUUCUGUGUGAUAAUGGCAAUGAUGCCUCUGCUGAGGACAGUCCUGGGCCUUCAAAGGAACCACAGAGAAAAGGGGCUUCACUGAAGGACUCUCGACUGAUUAUUGUGGCCAAGCCCAACAUCCUUCUCCCUGCCUCUGUGAGUGCCCUGAAGAAGGCAUCACGCCUGACGGAGUUGGUCCCUACUGUCCGGCCCUGCAAGGAGCAGCAGGACAAGAAGACACAGUGGACCAACACCAACAAGGAGAGCCUGAGGAGGAUUAAAAAAACUGGCCUCCAUAGAGCUCGACCUGGAGGAAGGCCUGAAGAAGGUCAAUGACGGUCAGGACGUCAACCAAGAGAGGCAGAAGAAUGAGGGAUGCUUCAGAGCCUGGAUUGAGAAGUGGAUGGGGAGGAGGAAGGAGGAAAGACUGAGGGAUGAAGAUGUGAAUAGGGAUGACAAAGGGAGGAUGGGCGAAGAGGUGAGGGCACUGAUCCAAGUGAUGAAGAGAAACUGCAGUGAACGUGAUCUUGAGGCAGUAAACCUGGACACUUGGCUGAAUGACUUGGAAAGGUUGAAAGUGGCCUUCAAGAAAUGCACUGGAGAGAUGGCCAAAAUGAGCCCAGGGAAAGUCUCUGGUCCUGUGUCUGGCCUCUCUCCUCUUGUGACCUCAGGACCCCGGACCCUGGCUGAAGCCCUACGGGCCCUGCCCUCUGCUGUGGCCCGUCCCUCCCAAAAGGAUGUCCCAAAGCCUCCGACACCUCCAAGCCCCGUCUCUGUCAUUGUUGCUUUGCCUGCUGUGGAGUACUUACCAUACCACCGCAGCCCUCGCCUGGCCCCAAUCACCAACCUGAGUGAGAACGGCAGGAAGCUGCUCCAGAAAAUGUCAGGAGUGACCCCACAGGUGAGAGGAAACAGGAAGGGAAUAUUGGCCAUAUGUCCUUCUACAGUAUAUCAUACCUCUAGAUAUCAUAGCUCAAGAGUAGAAAAUAGCCAUAUGCUUAUAUUACUUUAUCUCCUUGUCAAAAAUAUUUAGGAAGAGAAGGUCAAAAGGAAAAGAGCAAGGGAAAAAAGCAAGUGAAGAAAGAGAAGGCCAGCAAGAUGCAGCAGGUGGAAAAUGUUGGAGAAAGUAAGGAGGACAAGAAAGAGGAAAAGAAGAGUCUGAGGAAGAGGUUUCUCCAGUGGCUGCUGCCCAAACUGAGAUGUUCGAAGAAAUAAUGGCCUACUACUACAACACACACACACACACACACUCGAACUUCAGAGCUAUAGCGGCUUAUAACCACACUGACAUAAUAAAAUGUAAAAUAAACGUUA